AUGAAGCUUUUGUUCUUCUGCGCACUUCUAUUCAUCCUGACCAUAGGCCUAAGCGAAGUACAAGCGCAACCAUGGCCAAAAAAGAAGCCAUUGUGUCGCGACCGCAUGCAAGGACCACACUGUCAAACAAUGAAGGCAAAUGGCUGCGAUCAAGUGGCGAAAGGCACGAAAAAAGUAUCGGAUGAUGCGUUAACGAACUACAGAGCAAUGUGUGAGAAGACAUGCGGUUUCUGCGUUGAAUCAUAA
Gongylonema pulchrum is the source of this 246-nucleotide messenger RNA. The record is from the annotation of a GenBank genome assembly. Lineage: Eukaryota; Metazoa; Nematoda; Chromadorea; Rhabditida; Gongylonematidae.